Brassica oleracea var. oleracea is the source of this 579-nucleotide messenger RNA. Its product is annotated as MLP-like protein 31. Gene Ontology annotation, biological process: defense response. The record is from RefSeq and is a predicted model, not a curated record. The coding region runs from base 27 to 467 and encodes 146 amino acids. The transcript has 2 exons. Lineage: Eukaryota; Viridiplantae; Streptophyta; Magnoliopsida; Brassicales; Brassicaceae.
UCGAAGAUCAACUAACAUAAAAAGCGAUGGCUCAGUUGGCGAAAUCCAUGAUAGAAGUGGAAAUCAAAGUAUCAGCUGACAAGAUUUUCCAAGCUAUUAAGGCUACUUCCCGCAGCGUACCAAAACUAUCUCCAGAGAAAAUACUUAGCGUGGAGGAGCAAGUCGGUGAUUACACCAAGAACUGGACUUUGUCUAUCGAUGGAAAAGUGGAGAAGAUGAAGGAGAGAGUUGAAAUAGACGAGGAGAACAAAUCAAUGACUGUGUUUGUGUUCGAUGGAGAUGUAAUGGAAAACUACAGUAGCUUCAAAUGCAACCUUCAGAUUAUACCGAAGCUCCAUGGAAGAAGUAUAGCGAGAUGGAGCUGGGAAUACGAGAAGCUUAACUCAGAUUCUCCAGCUCCUAACAAGUAUAUGGAUUUUGCGGUCUAUCUCACUAGAGAUAUUGAGUCUAAUCUUCUGAAAACAUAAAGCUGUAAGUUAAUAUGUAUUGAUUUGUUUAUAACAAUGAUUUCAUCUCUUUAUGCCAUGUGUGUACGUGCGAAAGUUACAUCAAUAAAAGUUUGAAGGGGUUGGGUUUCUA